AUGGCUGUUCUCGAAAUUUAAGAUAAACUCAUAAAAGAUUAUAUGGCUAAACCUAAGGAAAAAAAACUUAAACUAGACAAAGACGAUAAGCCUUUGAGAAAAUAUGCACCUGACUAAACAGAAGUGCUCAAUGAUAAACUUAUUCACGAUGUGCAUAACUAAAAGACUGAAGAGCAUAACGCUUAUUGGAAAAAGUUCUGGAAAGAUAAAUACAAGAAUAAGAGCUUUAAACGUGCACUUAAGAGUAUGUCAAAGACAGAGAAAUAUAAAUACCUGGCAUAUCCUAAUUACAAUCAAUUGGCUGCUUCUACUGCAGGACCAUUAGGAUUACCUGGAUUAGCAGGGUUACAUGGAUUAGCAAAUUAUGGUGGCCUAGGAGGAUUAGGUCCGAUGUCAUCAUUAAUACCCCCUGUAAUACCUCCACUUACUGCACAAGGUCCAUUUCUUCCUCACUAGGGGGUUGGAGGAUCUGUUAUAGAUCCACUUACUGGCUUACCUCAACCUAUAAAUUUCAAUCCUGGCUAUCCUUAUCCUUAUCCAUACAUGCAUCCUUAUGCCUACAUUCCUCCUGCUCACUAUCCCUAUACAAUAAAUAUGGAUGGAACUGUAGACAAUAAAAGAUAUGGAGCAUUCGUCCAUCCUUGGGAUGACCCUCCUUAUGAGCCAUUCAAAUAUUAUGGAGGCCAUGAUGAUGAGGCUGAGUUAGACAUAAUUGAUGACGGCAGAUCCGUCGAUCUCACACGAUAUUUAGCUCCAUUAACUAAGUCUUUGGAGGAUCAAAAGACUUACAAGUAUCCCAUUUAAUAUGAUAAUAAUUGA
Molecule: messenger RNA, 819 nt
Organism: Stylonychia lemnae
Lineage: Eukaryota; Ciliophora; Spirotrichea; Sporadotrichida; Oxytrichidae
Source: the annotation of a GenBank genome assembly